Messenger RNA from Glossina fuscipes, 2400 nucleotides. RefSeq names its product protein anoxia up-regulated-like. The transcript has 9 exons. Bases 275 to 2281 code for a protein of 668 amino acids. Lineage: Eukaryota; Metazoa; Arthropoda; Insecta; Diptera; Glossinidae. The record is from RefSeq and is a predicted model, not a curated record.
UCGAAGCAAAAUCGUCUGCCAUUAGACUCAGGUUAUUCAGAAGUUUUCGAACAGGCGUUAAGUGCACACAAAAACGAAACGAGUAAAAAGGAAAAAAAACCUUUUUUUUUUUUUUAAUAAGAAAAAAUAUCUUCCUAUUUUGUGAGAUCUAAGUGUCAAAAUUAUCAAAAUCAUAUAAAAAAAAGUUUUGAAAUAAAUUUUUUUAUUUUGUUAUAAAGAAGAAAAGGAAUUUAGUGCAUAACUCGAUAGGGAGAAAUUUUGAAAUUAAACGAAAAUGGUUUACGAAAGUGGAUUUAGUACCCGUAGAACCUACUCUACCAGGCCUGUUGUUACAUCGUACUCUGUAACGUAUCCUGUUGUAACAAAGGUCUCACGUGUAUAUAAAACAAGUUAUCCUAUCUACUCGACCACUUCUUAUACUCGUGGAAGUCGUGUGAUCGCAUCGCCUGUUCGAAUUGUGACUUCCCCAGCUCGAGUUUAUACACGUGUUGUACGCAGUCCGUCACCAGUGCGCGUGGUACGCACAACUCGUGUUGUCACAACGCCGGAUCGUUAUAGUUCUUCGUACACUUACACCUCACCAACGUUAUAUUCUUACGCUUCUCCUUAUAUACCACCAAGUUAUGUCUCAUCAUAUGUGCCAUCAACUUAUGUUUCGUCUUAUACACCAUCCUCCUAUGUGUACACGACUACCAAUACACCAUCCUAUUACUACACGCCCAUCUCACGCCUGUAUACACGUUCGGUCACUCCAGUUAGAGUAACAACUUCACCGGCUCGCAUUACACCUUCAUAUUUGAAGAGAAAUUUGCCACUUUUUGGUUCGCGGGCCAUAAGCAGUUAUCUAGGCACUGAACCCUAUACUGUCUUCCACGAUGAAGCUAAUCGUAUACGCUAUAAAGCUCAAUCAUUGGCGCGUGAUGUACAUACACCGGUUACACGCUAUUCACGCAGCACUACACCUUUCCCAGUCAUCGGCUAUGAACCUACAUCUAAGUUAGCUCUUGAUGCCUAUGUUUCUCGUAUAACAAAUCCUGUACGUCAUGUUGCUAAAGAAGUGCAUAAGAUGUCCAUGUAUCCAGAGCCAGCUCGCAAAUAUGUCGGUAAAAGCCAUCUAGCAUCCGUAAGGAUAUGCGGAAAUAGAUCUUAUGAUCUAAGAAGGCCCAUGUUUGACUCGGAUAGGUUACGUAAUGAUAUUAAUCUCCUAUCCUGGUACUUGCGACACCCCACAGUUAAAAGUGAGAAAAAAGUAGAAGUAGAUGAAAAAGUGGAGAGUGUCGAUACAGAUCCUGAUUUGGAUCCUUAUCGUCCUUCACGGAAAUUUUCUGCGCCACGACCUCUGGAGGAACCCGAAGAAGAUGAGGAAAUGAAAGAGAAACAACGUUUACGUCAAGAACGUUUAAUGACUUUAAACGAAGAAGUCUUGGACGUAGUCGAAUUGGAGAAAAAGAAGGCACAACGUUUGGAUGAAAAGAAACGUCGCGAGCAAAAAGCCUUGGAGGAAGAAGCUAAACGCAAGGCGGGAGAAGUUGCGGAAAAGAAACGAGCCGAAGCGGAACGCAAAGCCAAAGAAGCCAAACUAGCCGAAGAGUCUGCUCGUUUAGCCGAGGAAGAAGAAAAGAAGCGCGUAGCUGAGCUUGAAAGGCAAGCCGAACAAGACCUCAGAGCAGCCAAGGAAGCCGAGAAAAAAGCUAAAGAGGAAGAGGCGAAACGUAAAGCUGAGGAAGCGGAGGAGGCCAAAAAAGCCGAAGAAGCUAAGCUGCGUGAGGAAGCCAAAAAGGCUGAAGAAGCCAGACUGGCUGAGGAAGCAAGGUUAGUCGCAGAAGCCAAGGCAGCUGAGGAAGCGACACGCAAAGCCGAAGAAGCCGCUCGCUUAGCCGAAGAGCAACGUAUACGCGAAGAAGAGCUCAGUCGUUUAGCUGAAAUCGAGAAACAAGCCGCUGAAGAACAGGAAGCGGAACUGGCUCGCCAAGCAGCUGAACUAGCGGAAAUAGCUCGUCAAGAAUCCGAAAUUGCCGCCCAAGAGUUGCAAGCCAUGCAGCAAGAAGCUAAAGAAAAAGCUGUCGCCGAACCUGAGCAAACCACCACUGCCGCAAAUGAAACUGCCGAGCCAAUUGUCGAAGAACCUGUUUCGCCAACAACAGCAACAGUCACUGCCGGAGAAGAGAUUUAUCAGGAAGAGCCAAUCAUUGACUUGACAGUUAGUGGUGGAGAUGCCGGUGAUUAUGAUAACGAUAUGGAGAGUGAGGAAGCCGAUGAAGAAGAUGAAUAUGACGAGUAGUUCAACACUGUCGUUUGUCAUCGCUAUACACCUAAAUACACCUAAGCACGCACACGAAAUACACGAGAAACAUGUAUACGCAAAUAUCUCCACACCUAUACACACACACACACACACAC